CGGAAGUUGAAAAACUACGAGAUUUCCAGUGAACACUUGAAAGCAGCACUCUCGCGAGCCAUCAGUUGAGGAAGAUGGCGGCGUUGAGCGCGGACCGGUGGCUCAAUGAGCUCCCAAACCACGAAAUCUUCAAAGCUAUCCGAGAAAAGUUGGAGUCGCAGCCCAGCUCGACCGGAAAGGUCGCUAAAAACCUGGCGUUUUGUUUGGGCGGGGACUUGUUCUUGUGGGACGAUGCGGACCGCGUGUUUUCCACCACCAACCUGCGGCAGCUGAACUCGGAGGAGGGUCCGAGCGGCGGGAAGCUGCAGACGCUGCUGUGCAUCAACCCCCCGCUGUUCGAGGUCUGCCAGGUGCUGCUCAGCCCCACGCAGCACCACGUCGCUCUGGUGGGCCAGCGCGGAGUGUCGGUGCUGGAGCUGCCGCAGCGGUGGGGCAAGAGGUCGGAGUUCGAGGGCGGGCGGAGUACGAUCAACUGCAAGACCAUCCCGGUGGCGGAGCGCUUCUUCACCAGCUCCCCGUCCGUGAGCCUCCGGCAGGCGGCUUGGUUCCCCAGCGAGACCGGCGAGCCCUACCUGGUGCUGCUCACGUCUGACAACACCAUCAGGUUUUACGGGUUGAAGGCGCCGCAGACGCCGGCUAAAGUGCUCCCGGUGUCGCAGUCAGAGGAGGACAGCAGCGUCCACCGUCCGGUCCGGUCCUACGCGGCCUCUUUGGGGGAGAUCGCGGUGGCCUUCGACUUUGGGCCCGUUUCGUCUCCUCCUCGGCACCUGGCAGCUCUGGUCUCCAGAGAUCAGCCCGUAUACCCUCUCUACAUCCUGUACGAGAACGGGGAGACGUACGUGAGCUACACGAGCCAAGCGAACGGCGUGAGCCUGAGUAAACCCGCGGGACCCCUCCCCAUGUACCCUGCAGCAGAGGACAACUAUGGUUACGACGCAUGUGCCAUCCUGUGCCUGCAGUGUGUUCCCAGCAUCCUGGUCAUCGCCACAGAAACGGGCACACUGUAUCACUGCGUGGUGAUGGAGUCUGAGGAGGAGGAGGAGACCGGGGCUGUGGAGAAGUGGAUCCGCGGCACGGAGGCGGUGCCGGCUUUGUACGUGUUUGAGUGCGUGGAGCUGGAGCUCACGCUCAAGGUGGCCACGGCAGAGGAUGAGGAGCCUCAGGAGUUUGAUUUCACCUGUCCGAUCAGGCUGCACAGAGACCCUUUAUGUCAGCAGAGGUAUCACUGCACCCACGAGGCAGGGGUGCACAGCGUGGGCCUCAUCUGGGUCAACAAGCUGCAGAAGUUCCUCCAGUCGGACGAGGAGAAUAAGGACGGUCUCCAGGAGCUGGCUGCAGAGCGGCGCUGCAUUGUAGAGCACAUUCUCUGCACCAGACCCCUUCUGACCAGUGAGUCGGCUCCAGUUCAUGGCUUCCUGAUCGUGUCCGACCUCUCCUUGGGCGCCACCAUGAUCUGCAUCACCAGCACAUACGAGUGCAUCCUGCUGCCCCUGCUGAGCUCCAUUCGGCCCCCGUCUCCUCCUCUUCUCUGCUCUCAUCCGGGCCCGGGCUCUGGCAGCUCCCCCUUGCGGGGGCUCGCCGACGACUCCUUCGAGCAGCACAUUCGCAACAUCCUGGCCCGCAGCUCCACCAAUCCUCUGGUCCUGAAGGCCGGGGACAAAGACACGUCGCCGCCGCCUCCCGAGUGUCUGCAGCUCCUCAGCAGAGCCACGCAAGUUUUCCGCGAGGAGUACAUCCUCAAACAGGACAUGGCGCGCGAGGAACUGCAGAGGAGGGUGAAACUGCUGACCGGGCAAAAGAACAAGCAGCUGGAGGAGCUGACGCUGUGCCGGGAGGAGAGGAAGAGUCUGACCGAGACCGCCGAAAAGCUGGCCGACAAGUACGAGGAUGCCAAGUAUCGCCAGGAAACCAUCAUGAACCGAGUCAAAAAAGUGCUCUGUGGUCUGCAGAGGCAGCUUCCCAUACUGUCAAACAGCGAAAAGGAUAUGAAGAAGGAGCUACAGGCCAUCAGCGACCAGCUGAAAUACCUGGAAAACUGCAUCCGGCAGGUGAACAUGAAGAUGGAGUACCAGAAGACGCAGGUGGACAAGGAGACGCCCCCGGUCAGGACGACCGUCUCGCUCAACGCCCACCAGAAGAAGGUGGUUCAGGACGUCCUCAGAGAGCAGGGCCAGCAAAUCAGUGACAUGAUGAAGCAAAUCAAAGACAUCAAAAACCAUUUCAGCUUCUGAGCACAAAUCCAGGAAAUGUUCAGUUGAGAAAUGUUUCAGAUUCUCUUUUGAAUUCUGACAUUGUUUUCUGAAUUGUAAACUUAAACAAGAGGCCACAAAGAUUCCUUUAGCUCCAAGUGAAUGUGACAUUUAAACACAGAGAUAUUUUAUAAACACUUGUAUGACUUUACAGUUUUCUCCUAAUCCAGUUUGAUCCCCUGGUUUUCUUUACAGUAAAUGUUUCUAAAUGUUGAGACUUGAUCUGCUGAUUCAGAACAGAACAUGCUGUGUGUGUGUAUAUACAUGAAAGAAAUGCAGUUAAAUUGACUUUACAAAGAUAUUUUCCAACAUGUUUUAUUCAUUUUUUUGGAUAAAAAAUAAACUUGAAAGUGAUAAAUUGAUUAUUGUGCCCCAUUUGUGAUUUA
Messenger RNA from Salarias fasciatus (jewelled blenny), 2635 nucleotides. RefSeq names its product nucleoporin 88 (gene nup88). The transcript has a single exon. Lineage: Eukaryota; Metazoa; Chordata; Actinopteri; Blenniiformes; Blenniidae. The record is from RefSeq and is a predicted model, not a curated record. The coding region runs from base 75 to 2231 and encodes 718 amino acids. Gene Ontology annotation, biological process: protein import into nucleus; ribosomal small subunit export from nucleus; ribosomal large subunit export from nucleus. Gene Ontology annotation, cellular component: nuclear pore. Gene Ontology annotation, molecular function: structural constituent of nuclear pore.